AUGCCGUUCAAAGGCUGCCCUUACGUGCAUACAGAGGUCAAAAAUUUGAUGACGCCGACUUCCGUGAUAAAGAAAUGCAAGAAAAAGUCGAAGACUGCGAAUACUGUGAGAAUGGCUAACAAGGCCUACUCGUCUGAACAACGGCAUCACAUCCUGCAGGAGACGAUCGAUGGGGUCCACAACACAUGCCUGAAGGAGAGCCUUCAGAAGCUCAUACACGAGAAAAAUGCCAAUAUGCAAAAGAUGCAGUUUGAAAUCCACUCCCUUCAAAACCGGUUAGCUUCAAUGCCUUGGGCAGAUUUUCGCACUUUUUGGCAUUUUCCUAGGAUUGUGUGCUCAUUUUGUCUUUUGCCCAUAUGA
This is a messenger RNA of Striga asiatica, 360 nucleotides long. NCBI's taxonomy places the organism in Eukaryota, Viridiplantae, Streptophyta, Magnoliopsida, Lamiales, Orobanchaceae. The record is from the annotation of a GenBank genome assembly.